GCGUGCGCGGAGGCGCGGAGGAGGCGCGGCUGCUGCGGGACGCUUGGCCGGGCCCCUACUGCGGGAGAAGAGCGUGGCGCUCUUGGUGUAGGGCCUGCUGCUCCGAGGCGGCGGGGGCUGUAGCGGCGGCGGCAUGCGCGUGUGAGAUGAGGCCUCGGGUAGCCCGGACGCGAGCAGCGGCCCCCGGGGCAGCGGCGAAAGCGAGCGCGGCCUCUUCAGAGCGCGGCGCACGGUGCAUGAGGGCGAGCGCACGGGCGCUGGGCAGCCGCCGGCCACGCCGUCUCUAUAAACACUUGUUUAGGACUUGUUCGCCUCGUUGAGGCCUCUGCGCCGGGCAUGGAACCCCCGCCCGAGCCGGAGCCAGAGCCCCAGUCCCUUUCCGAGGCCUCGGCCCCCGCGCCGCUGCGCGCCCCAGAGGUGGCGCGGCUCCGCGAGGAGCAGGAAAAGGUGGUCACUAACUGCCAAGAGAAAAUCCAGCAUUGGGAGAAAGUAGACAGUGACUAUAGUGCUCUUCAAGAGAGACUGAGGACCUUGCCUGACAAGUUAUCCUACGAUGUCAUGGUACCAUUUGGCCCUCUUGCCUUCAUGCCAGGAAGACUUGUCCACACUAAUGAAGUUACUGUCUUACUUGGGGACAACUGGUUUGCAAAGUGCUCUGCGAAGCAGGCUAUGGGUUUAGUUGAGCACCGGAAAGAACAUGUAAGAAAAACAAUAGAUGAUUUUAAAAAAGUCCUGAAAAAUUUUGAAUCCAGAGUUGAAUUCACAGAAGACUUGCAGAAGAUGAGUGAUGCUGCAGGUGAUAUUGUUGACAUAAGAGAAGAAAUUAAAAGUGACUUUGAAUUUAAAGGAAAACAACGAAUUGCUCAUAAACCUCAUUCCAAACCAAAAACUUCAAAUAUUUUUGAAGCGGAUUUUGAAAACGAGGUAAAAUCCAAGGAUUUGCUUGCUGAUGAGGAACUAUGGGCUCGACUUGAAGAGCUAGAGAGACAAGAAGAACUGCUGGGUGAACUUGAUAGUAAGCCUGAUACUGGGAUUGCAAAUGGAGAAGACACAGUGUCUUCUGAGGAGGAAAAGGAAGAUGAAGGCACAGGUUUGAAUGUGGUGCCUCCAGCGACAGACUCCCUUGCCCCUGGCAGCUGUGGCAUGCAUGCUCGAAAUGCAGGACUGCCUAAUGGUCAAGCAAGUAGUCAUUUGAACUGUUCAGUGAAUGGUUCAGAUUCUUACCAUAGCAAUGAAGAGGAUGAAGAUGAUGAUGAAGAUGAUGAUGAUGUUGAUGAUGAUGAUGAUGAUAAUUAUAAUGAAAAUGAAAGUGACCACACUAUUUCAGCAGAUAAUUCUGUACCAACAAUAUACUUCUCUCAUACUGUUGAACCUAAAAGGGUUCGAAUAAACACUGGGAAAAAUACCACCUUAAAAUUCAGUGAAAAGAAGGAGGAAGCCAAACGGAAACGAAAGAGUAGUUCUGGCAGCCAUGCUACUCAUGAGCUGCCUGCCAUCAGGAGCCCCGCUGAUAUUUACAGGGUCUUCGUGGACGUUGUGAAUGGAGAAUAUGUCCCUCGGAAGUCGAUCCUGAAGUCGCGCAGCAGAGAGAACAGUGUCUGCAGCGACACGAGCGAGAGCAGCGCUGCUGAUGUGGACGACCGGAGGGCUGUUCUGAGGAGCGUCAGCUGGGAGGAGGCCCCGGGCACUGAUGCCAGUGCCAGCAUUUCAGAAGAACCCCAAGAAAACCACCCCAAGAAGCUUUUGCCUUCAGGAGUGUCUGAGGCUUUUUCUGGAACUGUAAUAGAAAAGGAAUUUUCAUCGCCCUCCUUAACACCACACUCAGCCAUUGCUCAUCACGCCCUACCCACUAUUCCAGAGCGAAAAGAAGUUCUGUCAGAAGCAUCGGAAGAGCCUGCAAAGAGAGUUUCCAAGUUCAAAGCUGCCAGAUUGCAGCAGAGAAACUAGAGAGGGCAUGGGCUUCAUCUUCUGCAGCUCAAGCUUCACUUUAGGACAUGCAGCAGAUUAGCCCCUGGAGUGGGAAGACAUCCUACUUGGCAACAGUUCUCUUACCUUUAUCAGUGACAUUUAAAAAGUUAAAGUAAAUGCUUGAAUACUGUAAAAUUCUGCUGCCUUUGUUAAUUCUCGGAACACUGUCUAAUUGGCCUUAGGAUGCAGUAGUAGCGUUUCGAUUUACUUCUCAAAGAAUACUGUCGUGCAUUGUUUUUGUGUUUUCAACUAAACGCAGGCAGUUUUGUACCAGCUGUGAUGUUGUGCUUGCCAUAUGGGCUGUGUUAAAGAAACUUUUAAAUUUUCAAAUAGAUUCAACAAUUAUAUUACUUGCUUUCACAUGUUAAAGGCACUUUAAAAAAUCUACAUCUUGUAGGUUUCACAGCUAGGUGGUUCUUUGAAAAACUUCCUUUGAAUGUCAUUCUGUAAUGUUUAAGGCAAGAAGCUACACAAACCCUAUGGAAAAUUUUGACUAGAAGAAUAUUUUGUACAACUUUUUUUUUUUUUUUUUUUGGCAAGUAAAAUUUUUAUGAAACUUGGUUUCUAAAAUGUUGUGAACUUCCUGGUUUAGAAUUGUGUGUAAAACUGUCUUUGAUUUGUGUAUAUGCUAUACAGCCACACCACAGAUUUCUUGAAUUCUUAAAAUCCCUCAAGUACCUCCUUUUCCCUGUGCGUACAGUCUUUACUGGGAUUAUCUUUUGGGAGAGAAAAGUUUGUCUAGAUGCUUUAAAAAGAAUAGUUUUAAAAUAAAGAUUUUUCUUUAAUGUU
This is a messenger RNA of Microtus ochrogaster (prairie vole), 2757 nucleotides long. It is a transcript of the gene Uri1, whose product is annotated as URI1 prefoldin like chaperone. Gene Ontology annotation, biological process: negative regulation of phosphatase activity; negative regulation of transcription by RNA polymerase II. Gene Ontology annotation, molecular function: transcription corepressor activity; chromatin binding; phosphatase inhibitor activity. Lineage: Eukaryota; Metazoa; Chordata; Mammalia; Rodentia; Cricetidae. The record is from RefSeq and is a predicted model, not a curated record.